AUGAGUUCUUCAACUAAAGAACUAACUUAUCAUGUAGUUCUAUUCCCAUUCAUGGCAAAAGGCCAUACGAUCCCUAUCUUACACCUAGCCCGUCUUCUUCUCCAUCGUCAGAUUUCUGUUACAAUUUUUACAACUCCAGCCAAUCUCCCCUUCAUUUCUCAAUCUUUAUCCGACACAAAGGCAUCCAUUAUUGACCUAUCGUUUCCAAAUAAUGUCCCUGAAUUACCUACAGGCAUUGAAAGCACUGAUAAGCUUCCUUCCAUGUUGCUAUGGCCUUCAUUUGUUCUUUCAACCAAGCUCAUGCAACCCGAUUUCGAGCAUGCGCUUGAGAAUCUCCCACCGGUGAAUUUUAUGGUAUCUGAUGGAUUCCUGUGGUGGACUCUUGAAUCUGCGAAAAUGUUCGGAUUUCCAAGAUUCGUGUUCUUUGGCAUGUCGAAUUACGCUAUGUGUAUUGGAAAAGCUGUUCAUGAGAAUAGUCUUCUAUUUGGACCGGAAUCGGAAGAAGAUUUGAUUACAGUCACUCCAUUUCCAUGGAUAAAGAUCACCAAAUCCGACUUUGAACCGGCUUUCUCCGAUCCGGAAUCAAAAGUUUCGUUCGUUCAGCUUAAUGUUUUAGUAUUUACAGCUGCAUUUGCUAGUUCUGGUUAUAUAAUGAACAGUUUCUAUGAGCUUGAGCAUGUGUUUGUUGAGUAUUGGAAUAAUCAUGGAGAUCAAUUGCCAAAAGCAUGGUGCAUUGGACCUUUAUGCUUAGUUGAUCAUCGUCAACCUAGGGUUAGACAUCAAAAUAACAAGAAACCAAGUUGGAUUCAGUGGCUAGACAAGAAUUUAGAGCAUGAAAAACCAGUUUUAUACAUAGCAUUCGGGACUCAAACAGAAAUUUCAUUACACCAAUUGAAGGAGAUAGCAAUCGGAUUGGAACAAUCCAAUAUCAACUUUUUAUGGGUGAUACGAGAUACGAAAUUUAAUUUAGAAGCAUUUGAAGAUAGGGUUAAAGAUAGGGGAAUAAUAGUGAAAGAAUGGGUUGAUCAAAAGGAGAUACUAAUGCACAAGAGUGUGUUAGGGUUUCUGAGUCACUGUGGUUGGAACUCGGUAUUAGAAAGUAUAUGUGAAGGUGUACCGAUUCUUGCAUGGCCCAUGAUUGCUGAACAGCCUUUGAAUGCAAGAAUGGUGGUGGAGGAGAUCAAAGUAGGGCUGAGAGUGGAGACGUGUGACGGUUCGGUUAGAGGGUUUGUGAGAUCGGAGGGUUUGAAGAACAUGGUGAAAGAAUUAAUGGAAGGAGAAAUGGGAAAGAAAGUGAGGAAGAAAGUGAAAGAAGUUGCAGAAAUGGCUAAGAAAGCUAUGGAAGAUGAGACUGGAUCCUCUCGGCAAUUGUUUGAUUUGCUCAUCCAGAAUCAGAACAGGCCAUAA
Mercurialis annua (annual mercury) is the source of this 1407-nucleotide messenger RNA. Its product is annotated as UDP-glycosyltransferase 90A1-like. Gene Ontology annotation, molecular function: UDP-glycosyltransferase activity. Lineage: Eukaryota; Viridiplantae; Streptophyta; Magnoliopsida; Malpighiales; Euphorbiaceae. The transcript has a single exon. Bases 1 to 1407 code for a protein of 468 amino acids. The record is from RefSeq and is a predicted model, not a curated record.